Molecule: messenger RNA, 1839 nt
Organism: Meira miltonrushii
Lineage: Eukaryota; Fungi; Basidiomycota; Exobasidiomycetes; Exobasidiales; Brachybasidiaceae
Exons: 2
Coding region: 1-1719 (572 amino acids)
Source: RefSeq, a predicted model, not a curated record
AUGAUACAUACAGCUGUACAAACACAUUUUCAAAAAUCAAAUGUUGCUUCAAAAUCUUCCGGUUCAAAUCGAACGAGAACAUUGUCAAGCUUGAAACGUGAAGUUCUCAAUCGGCCAAUAGCAAAGACUCACUCUCAUAUUCGACCGACGCAUGGGAAUGGAAGUUCGCUUAUACAGAAACGCAGAAAUAACACGAAAUUACCAUUGGUUGAAAGCAGCGAAACGGACGCUCUAUUGUCACAAGGAUACCCAAGGAAUGGAUCAUCGUCCACAUCUACAGAACCAAGACCGAGAUGGAAAGAUAUCUUUCGACCUGAGAAACACACAGUCGAAGGAUGGAUGGAAAGUUGGAUACAAAGAUGGACAGUACUUGCAGUAUUGCCGACAUUGGUUGUUUGGAUAUGGUGUUCGAUGCCAUUUCCAAAUCAAACAGAUCAUGACGAUGAUGGCUAUUCACUCGACAAGGAUUCAUCCCCGGCUCGAUUUGAUGCGCAGUUCUGGUUCUUUCUCUUUUGGUAUUAUGGAAUAUAUUGUGCAGUUGGUCUCAUCUACAUUACACAAUUGUUCUCGCUGUAUCGACUGAAUUGGUGGCCUAGAGCGUUAGGCGCUCGUAAAUCGUACGCCUUUUUCUGGAUUCUUUCGAUUACUGCUGGUUUUAUGAUGCAUAGAUUCAAGCUAGACACUUUGCCUUCUCUGGGUGGCACAUGGUGGCUUCCUGACGAUCAAGACGAUCCGGAAGGCCAUCGGAUACAAUGGCAACGUAAAACACCUUGGGUCGGACUGGCAUUUUCAACAAUGGCAAUGCCCGCUCUCAUUUGCUUUACAGGGCUGAGAAGGAGUGGAAGGCAGACAUACAGGCACAGCUUGACAGAAGCACAAAAGACGUUCUUGGAGCACGAACUACGACGUCGCAUCCCUGCAUCCUAUAUUCGGUUCUUGUGGUUCAUGGCAGUCAUCGGAAUUGCUUUGGUGGCACUUUUGGCAGGUCAAGGUUAUGCAAGUGUUUUCCUAUCCACACUUCCACAUACAGGGCUCGAUAUGACGGCCUACGUUACAUUUUGGACGAUCAACGUCAAUAUCCUGUUAUUGCUAUGUCUAUGGAUAUUGGAAGAAAAAGUCAGAAGUCGUGCACUCAUCUUUGUGAUGAAGUAUUACUACUUCUUGGUCUACUUCAUCUUUUAUCGAAACUUGUUUGCAAGAUUGAACAGUUUUGAUCAAUUCGCCUUGAUUCAAUUAUUGAGUUCGUUUUGGGUUUGCAUUUACUACCCAUUCAGUAUGACGACAUAUUGUCACAAAUUGAUCUCAUACUUUACGCCUGAUCCGAAAUCAUGGGAGGAAUACGUGGAAAGUGUAGGAACUUCAUUCUACCUUCGCAAUUUGGCACAAAAUACAAGUAUGCUUGCUUUCCUUGGCUGGCUUUCGAUUUUGCAUUUUGGACCGAAUCAAAACAUGUAUCCUUUCUUCGCUUUCGCUGAUAAACGUGAUCCGUACAAUUAUCAGCUUACAAUGUUGGGUUCUUUGGCUAUUUGGGCAAGUGAAUUGGCUUCUUCCUUUGUGGCUCGGCAGAUUUGUCUUUAUGCUCUGGACGUAGAUGUGACCAAUGUUGGUUUAGAUCAAAUGCGGAACUAUCCAGAGCUGGUCAGUGGAGUAGCCUGGACGAGCGUGCAUGUGUUGAUGGACAUGCUUCUGUUCCUGAUUGUGAGUAUUGAGGGACUCUAGAGCGAUACUUGUCAUGAUUACUGACUCUUACCCAUUUUUCUUAUUUUCUAUUCUAGAAAUUGGACUUUAAUCCCUGAAAGAACAAAGCUGGUUACAUUCUUUUCUUCUCUUUCUUUUUUU